Messenger RNA from [Torrubiella] hemipterigena, 4637 nucleotides. The record is from the annotation of a GenBank genome assembly. Lineage: Eukaryota; Fungi; Ascomycota; Sordariomycetes; Hypocreales; Clavicipitaceae.
CCCAAACCUCUCCAGCACUCAAACUUUGUUCAACCACGCCUCGGGCCAAACUCUGAGCGAUCACGAGUUUUUCAUAGACGCACAAUCUUUCCUGCUUUCGUUGUUUUGACCAGCGUUCUUUGUUGCCCUGCACAGCUUGACGCGGUACGAUUGUCCCUUCGCAACCUGCGCCCUGGCGCUUUUCUCACCCACCCGCCGCUGACCAUCGUCCGCUAGCCGACGGAUCGCCUUCGCUUAUCCCUACGCCCAACAUCAGUGCGGAAGCAUUGUGCGAGCGAGUUUCUUAAAAAGGACACCGACUCUUUUUUGGGUAUUCGGUCUACGCCUCCUUCCAAGGACAUAGCACAGCCUGCGCCUACAGCUGAGCUCUUGUCCAUACACGGCCGCCUGUUGAGCGAGCUAUUUGAGCGCCGCCGAAAGAUUGGAUACAGUUUCACGGGCCAUUUGCAGUGAAAUCUGAAAUUUGCCGCCGAUUGCUAAGAGAAACCGCUGCAUCAGAUCACUGUCAUGCCCUUGUCGCAUUGAACGAACUCUUGAAGACAUCAGCAACAUCGAAGCCUGCCCAGGCCCUAUAAGUUGCUUCUUUUGUAUUGACGAAAGCUUCCCGAGAGAUAAUUUGGUUUCACCUACAGUCGUUUAGACCUCUACAGACAACAUGAAGUUCGGCAAGCAGAUUCAGAAACGACAGCUUGAAGUCCCCGAAUAUGCGGCGAGCUUUGUUAAUUAUAAGGCACUGAAAAAGCUCAUCAAGAAGCUUUCCGCCACACCCACCAUCUUCCCACAGGCUGACCUGAACCGCCGCCCGUCAGUUGCAGACUCUCAAGCUGCUCUACAAGCCAACAAGGCGACGUUUUUCUUCCAGCUCGAGCGAGAACUCGACAAGGUCAAUGCGUUCUACUUGCAAAAAGAGGCUGAGUUGAAGAUCCGCCUCAAGACGCUCCUCGACAAGAAGAAGGUGUUGCAAACCAGAAAUGGCGUUUCGCGAAGAUCGGCCAAGUUUACGACCCUCGAAGAAGGAUUUCAGCAGUUCGCUACCGACUUGAGCAAACUGCAGCAGUUUGUCGAGAUCAACGGAACGGCGUUUUCCAAAAUCCUCAAGAAGUGGGACAAGACCUCCAAGUCAAAGACAAAGGAGCUAUAUCUCUCCCGUGCUGUCGAAGUGCAACCUUUCUUCAAUGCGACUGUUAUCAGCGAACUGUCCGAUCAGGCAACCACCAGUCUUCAAGAACUUGGCGCUUGGUCUGACGGCAUCCAAGUCAACUUCCAGUCAUCCGGCCAUGUCGUUCAGAGCCAGCACUUUAUGGGCACCGACGAGGGUGAUGCUGAUACUCUUCUCCUGGAGACUGUCAUUACUGGUAACUUGGAGCAAGUGAGAGAGCUCAUCAGCAAGAUGCAAACUGCUAGCGCUGGAGCUGAAGGCGACAAUUCUCUUAUGGACCGUUUGACAAGAACCUUCCUUGCUGCUAUCCACGAAGCCCCUAAGGAAUCCCUUCAAGUCCUCCUGGAAACAAAUCUUGUCGAUCUACACUCCUACGACGACAUCAACGAACGCAGCUGCUUGCACCAAGCUGCCAUUUACGGACGCCAGCAUGUUCUCGAAUGGGGCUUGAAGGCAGGUGUUGCUGCCGACCGCACUGACGUCUAUGGACGUGUACCAGCACACUAUGCUAGUUUGCACGGCCGCUUGGAAAUGCUCGACUUGUUGCUCGACGCCAACCGACAGACUAUCGAUCUCAUCGACCACGACAACUUCACACCUUUGAUUCACUCGAUUAUUCACGGCCACCUUGAAUGUGUCCAGCUCCUCCUGGCUAAAUCAGCUCGUAUCGACCCCGUCUCCGAUGCCGACCACGUUCCCCUCAACUUGGCAUGUGAGCAUGGCUCCGUCCCUAUUGUCAACCUUCUUCUCCAGCACGGAGCCAAGAUCCUUCCUGAUGCCGAAGGGCUGUAUCCUCAACAUUUGGUUGCCCGAUCCGGCCAGACCUCAGAACUGCUCCUGUUGCUGAAGAGCUUCGGCGCCGACCUUGACCAGAUUGACAAACUGUACGGUUGGACACCUCUUGUUCAUGCCGCCAGUGAGGGCAGUGUGGAAUGUCUCCAGGCCCUGCUCAAUGUUGGCGUAGAUACUGGAAUUGUGGACGAGAAGGACCUCCCUGCAAUGUAUUACGCUGCAUGGGAAGGACAUCUGGAGUGCAUGAAGCUUCUCAACCCAUUCAACAAGCGCACCAGAGCCAGUCCUUUGACUGCCCAGCCGUCUCUCGGCGCCAUGGACAGCAGCAGCGGCCCAGCCCCGAUGGCCCUCGAUCCCGAUGCCAUUCCCGUUCUCGAGCUACCUCCCCCCAUCAUCCCUCUCCGUAGAUACGGCCACAACUUCCUUGACACCAAGACCGUCAUUCAGCUCAGCUUCGACAAUGCCGAAUCGCCUCUGGUGUUCUUCCAAGAUGGCAAGUAUCCUGCUGCUCGCUUGACCAUUUCCUCCAAGGUUUCGGAUCUGAUCCCGAAGAACAUCAUCCUGCCCUUCCAGGAGGAUAACCGCAUCGUGUCAUUCCAGGUCGACAACCUGGACUCAUUCUCUCUCGACUUUGAAGUUUUCCCUACCUACGGCGCUAAGAUCAUCGCCAAGAGCGUUGUCCUACCUAGCAUCUUCAAAGCCUCUGAGGGUAGCACGAAGUGCUGCGUUCCUCUCUUCGACCCUCGUCUGCGCGCCAUUGGCCAAAUCACCUUCAACACGCAAGUCAUCAAGCCUUUCAACGGCCAGCCUUUGGAGAUUACCGACUUUGAGACAUAUUGGAAGGCGACAAGCCAGUUCAACCAACCCACAAAUGCCGUUGUCACUGGCUCCAGUUUGUCUGGUAGCUACGUCAGACUCUAUGUGCAAUACACCAGCGACGGUGUCCCAGUGCUGUGGCCCCGUUGGGCGAUUAACUGCGGUGGCCUAGACAUUCCGGUGUGCCGCCUGACGCUGGCUCAGUUUACCGCUGUCUCGUCUGGCAGUGAAAGCCGCGCACACCUGGCUGACAUUGCGUCUAAGAAUAUUGGCGACAUUUACCAUAUUCUCAGCACAGCCGGUGUUACGCUGAAGGAAGCACUUGCCAUCCUCCCUCAAGGUGUCCAUGCCAACCUGCAGAUCUUAUACCCCAGCACUGAGGAAGAGGCUGCUCUCGCUCUUGGCCCAUCUCUGGAAGUCAACAUCUUUGUUGACGCUAUCCUCACCGUCGUCUUUGACCACGCUCGUGCUCAGCGCGCCCAGUCGAGCUCGGCCCAGGUUGUCCGAUCAAUUGUGUUUAGCAGUUUCAGCCCUACGCUCUGCACAACUCUCAACUGGAAGCAGCCCAACUUCCCCGUCUUCCUCUGCAACGACCUCGGUAAGGAGGAUGCAGUCAUGUCCACCACCAGCACUCCUGGUAGCGGCCAGCGCAGUAUGUCGAUUAAGGAAGCUGUUCGCAUUGCUCAAAGCAACAACUUUAUGGGUCUCCUCUGCUACUCACGCCUCUUGGACAUGGUGCCUGCUCUCGUGGAUGCUGUCAAGUCUCACGGUCUGGCCUUGGUUAUGGACAAAUCUUCCGAGUCGUCUGACCAGAGCCCUUCGGCGGACCCCUUCCCUCGCGCACCCAAGGGUGUCGAUGGUGUCCUGAAGAGCCACGGAAUCCUCAAGUUCACGGACUCGAUAGACAUGUAGGCAAUGACCUGCCGAUAUCCCAUAUGUUUUCUCUUUCUUUAGCGCUUCUGUUAUGACACAAAUGGAUCUAUGUACGACGUAGAUUCAUGAUGGAUGGCUUCUAGCCACUUUUUGCUUUUUGGGUAUUAUAGAAAUGACCAUCACCAAACUAGAUUAUAAUAAAAGGCGCUCAUGUGCGCCAUGAAUGAAAUUCUUAUGUUUUAUAUUACUCUCUCAACUUCGCUCAUUAAGCACCACGAUACUCGUAGCGUAGACCUGUCAGCUCCUUCUCCGGAUCUACACCAGCCAUGAGGAACUUGGAGAGCGUCACUACGCCGAAGACGAUGCCUGGUAGAUACCCCAUGCCAAACCAGAACGGCCCUGUGGUUGGCUUCAUUGACGCGACAAGCUCCAUAAGCCCAAGCAUUAUAACAAGACCUGUAUUGAGGUACGGAAGAUGGGUGUCGAUUGGAGAGCGUAGACCACCCGCCAGGACCCCAGAGCUUGACCACGCGUCUAUAGGCGCAAGGCCAGUGACUGCAGGUGGGAGGACGCGAAGGAGAUAUGCUGUCGACGCCAGUGAUGUGAGGGCGAGAAUAGAGAUCAUCAUGGUUGCGGGGCGAAAGAUGGACAGCAGGUAUGGCAGUGUCGAAACAACUGGGAAUGCGAGGAGAUAUGUCGUAAAGGCCACGUCUCGGGCCUUGUUUUCUGCUGCUAGACGUUCGAUAUAGGCUUCUUGCUCUGUAAUGAAAGAUGUUAGCUGGGGUUCUUUGAUAAGCCACCGCCAAAGACCAUGGCCAAUGCCGUACCUUGCUCGUCCAUGGCGUCGAACUGCGAAUCGUCGUCGGAGUCAUCGUUUGGAUAUUGGAAUGUGCGACGCAGACGCGCUGUUGAGUUACCGUGGGAGGCCAUUUCGAUUGCUUCAGCAGUUUUGUCCGGCAAAAUAGGAAGCUUAAUAAUGUCUGGAUGUUUGUUGCAA